AUGGCUACUACCGUUCUGGCUAUCUCCGAUAAGGGAACUGCAGGGAAUGUGCGCGCAUCUCGCCUUCGACUGCAGAAAAAGACCUCGAACCCUUCCCCUUCCCCUCACAGCCAGGAUCCCUCAAUCUCAUUCAGGCCGCCGCUGUCUUCUUGCGAGAAGAACAAUGUUGCUGCCCCCAAUAUUCCCCGCUGCAAGGAUAUCAACUCCCGCUAUCAGGUAACCUCCUCCCCGUCCUCUUUUUCCGCUUCCAAUUCUAAAGGUGGCUCGUUGUCAUCGGCUUCCACAACUUCCUCAUCGAAAUGUACCUCUUUUACUUCUUUCUCUUGUUUCACGUCGAUCACGUCCUCUUCGUCUUCUUCUACUUCUACGACUACUUCUUCUCGAUGGCUUUUUUGUUCGAAUGUCCCUGCUUCCCUGUUAGAUAAAAAUGGGAGGAGAAGAGGACAAGAUGAACAAGUAUAA
This is a messenger RNA of Zingiber officinale, 462 nucleotides long. RefSeq lists its product as uncharacterized. The transcript has a single exon. The record is from RefSeq and is a predicted model, not a curated record. Lineage: Eukaryota; Viridiplantae; Streptophyta; Magnoliopsida; Zingiberales; Zingiberaceae. Bases 1 to 462 code for a protein of 153 amino acids.